GCCCGGGGCGGCGGCGCGGGUUGUGGUGGUGUCGCGCCGGGGGCCAUGGUGCUGGACCCGGCGGCGACUGCGGGGCUUGGUGGCAGUGCGGCACCCACCCUGGCCGCCCGCCAUGGCCCACCGCUCUGCUCCUGCCCGUCCCCGCCGACACCAUCACCUGCGCUCCGUUGCCCGCGGGGAACCCGGCGUCUGUCGGAAACCGGGGCCGUGAUGCAGAGGAACGAAGGCGCGGGGAUGCGCGGGGGUCUGCGCGCCGCCGCGUCCCUGCCCCAUAUCGCGCGGGGUCGCGGGGAGGAGGGCGGCGGGCGGCGGAGCCCCUGCCUGCUCGUAGCGCUGCGGCCGUGCAAUGUGGAGGCGGAGCGGGAGCGGUUCUUCCGCGCCAGCUUUGCCUAUGACCCGCAGUUCGAGUACGCCGAGCCCGUGCCCGCCGCUGUACUGGAUAAGUACGCGGCCGCUUCCGAUCGCUUCGUGGCUCAGGCAAUCAGGAUCAUUCGUGCUGUCUUGGAGAAGUAUGGUACCUACGAGUGCUUUGAAGUUGCCACAGGCGGGAGGCUGCUGAGCAAGUGCCAGAUCUGGUCUGUGAUCCGAAAGUACAUGCAGAAGGAGGGCUGUGUGGGAGAGAACUGUUCUGGCGCUGCCGGAGCUCAGAGGUCUCCAUAUGGAUUUUGGGGAGCGAGCUGGCAGCUUGCAGCAGAGAAACUCCUGACCCCAUUGGUGGUGGUGCAGCUCACUGAUGACCUCCUGUCCCAGGCGGUGAUGAUGGUGGAGGACAGCCGGCCAACGCUGGCCAUCAAUCUGGCUGGGGCCCGGCAGCACUGGCUGGAGGGGAUGCUGCGCCAUGAGAUCGGCACCCACUACAUCCGGGGGGUGAACAACACCCGCCAGCCCUGGCACAGCUCUGAGGGCCGCAAGCAGUACAGCCUGAAGCCUGCCAACCCCACGGAGGAAGGCUUGGCCAGCUUGCACAGCGUCCUCUUCCGCAAGCAGCCCUUCCUGUGGCGAGCAGCCCUGCUCUACUACACCAUCGAGCGCGCCAGCCGCCUCUCCUUCUCCGCCCUCUUCCAGGACCUGGAGCAGUAUGUCCAGGAUGCUGGCAUCCGGUGGGAAUACUGUGUGCGGGCAAAGAGGGGCCAGACCGACACCUCACAACCAGGCUGUUUCAGUAAGGACCAGGUCUACCUGGACGGGAUUCUCCGCAUCCUGCGCCAUCGGCAGACCAUUGACUUCCCAUUGCUGGCUGCACUUGGAAAGGUCUCUUAUGAAGAUGUGAAUCGGCUGAAGAAAUUUGGGGUGCUGGAGAAAGCCCGCAUCCCUCAUUUCAUGCAGGACCUGGAGCGGUACAUGAAGCAGCUGGACCACAUCAUCACCACCAACUGCUUAAAUGAGGAGGAGCUGCAGCAGCUGCUGCCUGAGGAGCAGCAACCCCCCAAAGCCGGCACUCCAAGGGUGUAACUACUGGGAUUUAUGUGAUAUGUAUUAGGACUGGAGCCUGGAAGAGCGGGCAGAGCCUGGGCCUCCCUCUGCACCAAGAUGGCCACUGUGCAUGUUCUGCUGUGUAGGGUAGCUCUGGUGUGGUUCGUGUUGAUGUGUCGUGUCCCCCACACUGUCCCCUCUGCACUUGCGGGGACAGCUGUGUGGUUCCACAUGGCUCUGGGGAUCUGGAGAAGAGGGUUCAGAGGGAGCAAGGGCAAAGCUGCAGCAUGUGCUGGCACCCGAGAUGAGUCUACGUGGGGCAGUUGUAGUGGUGGGGUAUGUCCUUAAGGUACAUGGGGUGCUCCCAGUAGAGUGGGGGGCACCUACUAAGGGCUUGGGUCUCUGGGCUGUGCUGGCAGGGAAUAAGGGCUGGCCCAUACCAACUGAUAACCCUGUGCAUGUGUUUCCCCUCCCUAUUCCUUCUCUCGUGCAGCAGAAAGGACUUUAACCUCUCCAAAUCCCUGCUCUCCACCACAGGUAUUUGCCCACCAUUAACCAUCGUCCUGCAGCCACUGCCUGGCUCUGAGGACUCGGGGUGGGCAUUGGACUUGUUUGUUAGGAAAAAGCAUGUAAUAAAACUGAUGUCGUGGAAA
Molecule: messenger RNA, 2066 nt
Organism: Pezoporus occidentalis (night parrot)
Lineage: Eukaryota; Metazoa; Chordata; Aves; Psittaciformes; Psittacidae
Gene: MATCAP1
Product: microtubule associated tyrosine carboxypeptidase 1
Exons: 7
Coding region: 46-1452 (468 amino acids)
Source: RefSeq, a predicted model, not a curated record